Molecule: messenger RNA, 378 nt
Organism: Aureobasidium vineae
Lineage: Eukaryota; Fungi; Ascomycota; Dothideomycetes; Dothideales; Saccotheciaceae
Source: the annotation of a GenBank genome assembly
AUGACUUCAACCAUUGGAAUUCCGAUCAAGCUGCUCAACGAAGCGACUGUACGCGCAUCUUCAUCUUGUGUCGCAUUGAAAAUCGCAUGUGCUGAUGCGCAAUAUCACAGNGGCCACAUUGUUACCGUCGAAAUCACAUCUGGCAAUGUCUACCGUGGCAAGCUACUCGAAGGUGCGACCCUCAGCGAUCACAAAAGACAAGAGGAUCAGGACACUGACGACAUGACAGCCGAGGACAACAUGAAUUGCCAACUCAGAGACAUCACUGUCACAGCUAGAGAUGGUCGCGUAUCACAUCUGGACCAGGUCUACAUCAGAGGAUCGCACGUCCGAUACUUUAUCGUUCCGGACAUGUUGAGGUUGGUGGAAUACAGUUAA